AUGGAAAAAGAUAAAUUCUUACAGAUAUUUAAUAAUUUUGUUUUAUAUAAAUUAAUAUUCAAACAUAUUAAGAGUAUACAUAAUGUUAUUACUCAAAAUGUUGAUAGUGCGAGAUACAGUUGGUCAGAGGUAAUAGAGAAACCAACAGUAAUGGCUCGUUAUUCUUAUUUAAGAGAACUUAAACUAUAUUAUUCAGAACAUCCUAUUUUCAGUUUUGGAGUUGAUACUACACAUACUUUUAAUGCAGCAAUCAAAAGUGGAAACAUCGAGAUGCUCAAAUAUUUGGUGGAGUUGGCCAAACCAAUAGCUUCAUCACCUCUCCAUAUUAGAUUCAGUAGAAUCUUAAAAUAUGCAGCGAUGUAUGGAAGUUUGGAAAUGGUCGAAUACAUAUGUACAGAGUUUGCCAAGAAAAGAUUGAAUUACCGUUCUGCAUUUAGCAAAUCACCACUCUCUGGAGAUAUUGAAAUUGUCGAGUAUCUAAAAAAGAAACUGGAGAUUUUUGAUCUAUCAUUUCUUAAUUCAUUUUUAUAUAAUGCUGCAAAAAAAGGUCGAAUCGAUAUGAUUGAAUGGAUGAUCGAGAAUAGACCAAAAGGGAGAUCAAAUUCCUGCAUGUAUUAUGCUGCGAUUGAAGGUGGACAUCUCCAUGUUGUUCAAUAUCUCCUCGAUAUCAAAGAACCUUUUAUCUUCGAUCCGGAUUAUGGUUCAUUUCUUGAAUAUUCCAUCUAUUUCAAUCAAUUGGAAAUUGCAAAACUAUUUCACCAACACAAUAUCAUAGAAUCAGAGGAUACACUAAUUGAUUAUGCAGCAUUAAAUGGAAAUAUCGAAUGUUUGAAAUGGUUGAAUGAAAAUACAACUUUCGAAGCAAGUGUGCAAGCCAUGAACAAUGCAGCAACAAACAACCAUUUAGAAGUUCUCAAAUGGUUACGUCAACACCGAACUGAAGGUUGCAGUGAUGAUAUAAUUCAAAUUAUCUCUAGAAAAGGUUAUAUUGAAGUUAUACAAUGGUUAUAUGAGAAUCAAAGUAAUGUACUUCAAUCUCGGCAAUCUAUCGAUGUGGCUAUUUCUUAUGGUCAUUUAGAACUUGCCAAAUGGUUUUUUGAAAAACGAAAUGAACAACCAAGUUUGUUUGCAAUAGAUUCUGCAACUCUGAAUGGCAAUGAAUCAUCAGAAAUCCGCAAUUUCCAAAUGAUCAAAUGGUUGCAUGAUAAUCAUCCAAAUUUGACACAUAUCGAUGUUUUUGACAAAAAAAGUAUUUCAGCAUCUUUUCGAAAUGGAUGCAAAAAAUUAAUCAGAUGGUUUCACAACAAUAAUAUUCAAGGUGUGUUCAAUGACGAGUCAAUCGAUAUUUCGAUUAACGUAUUGGAGUAUCCACUUGUGAGAUGGAUCUAUGAGAACAGAAGUGAUUGUCAAUGUUCAUUUGUUGGCUUUAAAUCGGCUAUCAAAACUGGACAUAUGGGAAUGAUUGAAUACCUCUUGGAGAAACAUUCAGAGUUUGGUCAUCAAAUAUCUAUGGAGGAUUCUCUGGAACAUUAUUUUAAAAAGGAGGACAUCGAAAUGAUUGAAUUCCUUUUGGACAAGCUAGAUUACCCAUUGGUCGAACUAAAGAAAUUUGAAAAGAUCAUAAAUUCAACAGACUAUUCUAAUAUUUCAAAAACGCUCUUGAAUGAACUUAUUAAAGAGGAAAUCAAUUCUAUUGUUGGUAAUUCUGAUCGAUCUGAUAUUCCUAACGAACAAAUAAAAAAAAGAUAA
This is a messenger RNA of Heterostelium album PN500, 1749 nucleotides long. RefSeq lists its product as uncharacterized. NCBI's taxonomy places the organism in Eukaryota, Evosea, Eumycetozoa, Acytosteliales, Acytosteliaceae. The transcript has 2 exons. The record is from RefSeq and is a predicted model, not a curated record. The coding region runs from base 1 to 1749 and encodes 582 amino acids. Gene Ontology annotation, molecular function: protein binding.